UCGCCAGUCUGGGAACGGCCAGACCUUUGCCACCUGGGUUGAAGUCCUGCUUGGCCGGACUUUAGCCUCACCUGCAGCGCUUCCGCACAAGAGCGAUGCCCAGGCGUGGCACUGCCAAGGCGCUCCUGGGCUGCUUUGCCAGGGUGAAUGAGUUGGUGCCCCCUUUGCUCAGCUCUCUGCCCCUCUUUCUCCGCAGAGGCGUGUGCCAACCAGCUGGCCGGGCGAGGAUGGCGGAGAAUGGUCUUCCCCGCCAACGGGACAGGGUCCUGACCCUGGAGUCCAUGAACCCCUGCGUCAAGAGGGUGGAGUACGCCGUCCGGGGGCCCAUCGUCACCCGCGCCGUCCAGCUGGAGAAGGAGCUACAGCAGGGGGUAAAGAAGCCCUUCUCGGAGGUCAUCCGAGCCAACAUCGGGGAUGCCCAAGCCAUGGGGCAGAAGCCUAUCACCUUCUUCCGACAGGUCAGUGCGCUCUGCAUGUACCCCGAGCUCUUGAAGGACCCCAACUUCCCAGAAGAUGCCAAGGAGAAAGCGCGGAGGUUGCUGGCUGCAUGUGGUGGGCGCAGCAUUGGGGCCUACAGCGCCAGCCCAGGCAUUGAGCUCAUCCGCCAAGACGUGGCCCGCUUCAUCGAACGCCGCGAUGGAGGCGUUCCCUGCAACCCAGAUAACAUCUUCCUUUCCACCGGUGCCAGUGAUGCCAUUGUGACAAUCCUGAAGCUGCUGGUCUCCGGAGAGGGCCGCUCACGCACGGGGGUCCUGAUCCCCAUCCCACAGUACCCGCUCUACUCAGCCGCUUUGGCGGAGCUCAACGCCGUGCAGAUCAACUACUACCUGGAUGAAGAUAAGAGUUGGGCCUUGGAUGUUGGGGAGCUGCGGAGGGCCCUGCGCCAGGCUCAGGAGCACUGCCGCCCAAAGGUCCUCUGCAUCAUCAACCCCGGGAACCCCACCGGACAGGUCCAAAGCCGAAAGUGCAUUGAGGAUGUCAUCCACUUUGCGUGGGAGGAGCACCUCUUCCUCAUGGCUGAUGAGGUGUACCAGGACAACGUCUACGCCGAGGGCUCCCAGUUCCACUCCUUCAAGAAGGUGCUCUUUGAGAUGGGGCCCAAGUAUUCCGACAGCCUGGAGCUGGCCUCCUUCCACUCCAUUUCCAAGGGCUUCAUGGGAGAGUGUGGCUUCCGUGGAGGUUACAUGGAGAUCAUCAACAUGGACCCCGCUGUCCAGCAGCAGCUGACCAAGCUGAUCUCGGUCCGGUUGUGUCCCCCCGUGACAGGGCAGAUCCUUCUUGACGUGGUAGUCAACCAGCCCAAGCAGGGAGACCCUUCCUACCAACAGUUCAGCCAGGAGAAGCAGGCAGUGCUGAGCGCUUUGGCCAAAAAGGCCCGGCUGACCGAGCAGACUUUCAACAAAGCCCCCGGGAUCCACUGCAACCCUGUCCAGGGGGCCAUGUAUGCUUUCCCUCGCAUGCAGCUCCCUCCUCGGGCCAUCCAGGAAGCAAAGGCGCAAGGCCAGGCUCCGGACAUGUUCUUCUGCCUCCGGCUCUUGGAGGAGACCGGGAUUUGCGUUGUUCCUGGAAGCGGUUUUGGACAGAAAGAAGGGACCUUCCACUUCAGAAUGACCAUCUUGCCUCCGAUGGAAAAACUGGAGAUCGUCUUGCAGAAGCUGAGCCAAUUCCACGCCAAGUUCACCCAGGAAUAUUCACAGCCCCAGAAUGAGGCAGCAAGGACGUCCAAGAAGGCCGGCCAGUAAUGGGCCAACACUGUUGGCAUGGGAACUUGGGCCCACUUUUGGCGCUCGAGUCUUCUUUAAAGACUCUAGCAGGAGGCAUGUGCCAGUUGGCUGGACAUUUGACCCAGAUGGGCACCGCCAGGAUCAGCUCCAUCUUCUUCUUCUGAGCUCCAUUGUCCACUUCUCAUGGGACCCUUUUGGCCACAGCAGAGGCCAUUGCUUGCCCCAGUGUCCACAGGAAGAACCAUCCAUCUUUCUCCCCGUUCCUCCUUGGUUAUCUAUCCAUCUACUCCCUUUAGAGGUUCAAGUGGGAGGCACAUGCCAGUGGCCUGGACAUUUGACCCAGAAGGGCCCAAAUCCAAGCACCAUUGGACAUCUCAAGGGUAUGCCUUCAGCCAUAGCAGAGCCUGGUGCCCAAUGCAGAAGGAACCAGCUUGCCCACCCAUUGUCCACUUCAGAGCAUUGUCUCAUGGCUGCCAUUUGCUGCAGCCGAGCCCAUUGAACACCAUGCUGCCCAUAGAAAACUAUCCAUCUUCCUUCCCAUUCCUGCCAUGCCAAUGGUGCCAUCACCAUGCCAAUCACUCCUCCCACAUUUAAAUAGGAAAUACAGGCCAGUUGGCUGGCUCCAUCGUCCACUUCAGAGCAACAUCCCAUGGGUUUGACCAUCGUAGGAUCUAGUGCCAGCCACAGAAAGAGGUCACCCAGAAGGACAAGGUCAGGACUGGUUCCAGCGUCCACUUCCAAACACUGUCUGACAUCCCAUGGGUCCUGUUGACCACAACAGAGCCUAUAAUGGCCAACACAGAAAGAACCAGGUUGCCCAUCCAUUGUCCGUCCCAUUCCCAAAAUACCAAUGGUGUAAUCACCUUUGCAUCCAUCUCUUCUCUGGUCAAUUUUAAGAAUUCAAGCAGGAGGCAUGUGCCACUUGCUUGGGCAUUUGACCCAGAAGGUCAUGGUCCAUCACCCACUUACAGACACUAUUGGACAUCACAUAGCUACCCCUUUGGCCGCAACGGAGGCCAGUGUCCACCAUAGUGCCCAUAGAAGGAGCAAAUCCAGGAAACCAAGAUCAGGACUGGCUCUGUUGUCCACUUCCAAGCUCUAUCCAACAUCUCAUGGGUGUGCCUUUGGCUGCAACAUAGACCAGUGCCCACCAUGAUGCCCAUAGAAGGAGCAAACCCAGGAGACCAAGGUCAGGACUGGAUACGUUGUCCACCAUCCAACAUCUCAUGGGUGCCCCUUUGGCCGCAACGGAGGCCAGCGCUCACCAUGGUGCCCAUAGAAGGAGCUAACCCAGGAGACCAAGAUCAAGACUGGCUGCAUUGUCCACUUCCAAGCUCCAUCCAACAUCUCAUGGGUGCUCCUUUGGCUGCAACAUAGACCAGUGCCCACCGUGGUGCCCAUAGAAGGAGCUAACCCAGGAGACCAAGGUCAGGACUGGCUUUGUUGUCCACUUCCAAGCACCAUCCAACAUCUCAUGGGUGUGCCUUUGGCUGCAACAUAAACCAGUGCCCACCAUGAUGCCCAUAGAAGGAGCGAACCCAGGAGACCAAGGUCAGGACUGGACGCGUUGUCCACUUCCAAGCACCAUCCAACCUUUCAUGGGUGCCCUUUGGCCACAACGGAGGCCAGUGUCCACCAUGGUGCCCAUAGAAGGAGCAAAUCCAGGAAACCAAGGCUCUGUUGUCCACUUCCAAGCACCAUCCAACAUCUCAUAGGCACCCCUUUGGCCCCAGCCAGCACUCACCAUGUUGCCCAGAGCAAGGCUACCCUCCCAUUGUUCACUUCAGAGUACCGUCCAAGAUCUCAUGGGGACCUCUUUGGCUACAGCAGAGAUCAGUGGUCAGCAUGGUGCCACAGAAAGAACUAAGCUUCCCACCAGCCCUUUUCCUUCCUGUCCCUGUAAUGCCAAUGGAGCAAUCAUCUCUUCCCAGUUAUUUAUCACCUUUAAAGGUUCAAGCAGUUGGAUGAACAUAUGACCAGAAGAGCACGGUCUAUCGCCAACUUCCUAGCAUUACCUGACAUCUCACAGAUAUCCAGGUGGACACAGCAGAGACCCACGCCUGCCAUGGUGCCCACAGGAAGUGCCCAGCCAUGUUUCUUCCCAUUCUUGCAAUACCAGGGAGGGAAAUGUGCCUUUUGGGGGGCCUUCCUUUGGUAUACUUAACUGCCAUUUGGGGCUUCUCUCCAAGGGGUGUCCAAGGCCUUUAUGGAUGUGGGUCGCCAUCCAUGGUGACCCCAAAGAGUGAGAGAAGCAGCAGCCAGGCGUGGGAUAGUGGUCUUGUAGGGUUUGCCCCAAUGGAGUUUUCCAACACGGACAUUUGUGCUCAGGUUUAGGGUCUUUGCAGUCGUUUCCUCCUCCUGGUCUUUCAAUUUCUGUGAUUGAGAGAGAUGGACAAAAAAAGGAUCAAUAAAACCCACUUAGUGGAGAAAAACAAA
Molecule: messenger RNA, 4160 nt
Organism: Anolis sagrei ordinatus
Lineage: Eukaryota; Metazoa; Chordata; Lepidosauria; Squamata; Anolidae
Source: RefSeq, a predicted model, not a curated record